Molecule: messenger RNA, 1038 nt
Organism: Cynara cardunculus var. scolymus (artichoke)
Lineage: Eukaryota; Viridiplantae; Streptophyta; Magnoliopsida; Asterales; Asteraceae
Product: aldehyde dehydrogenase family 2 member B4, mitochondrial-like
Exons: 9
Coding region: 1-1038 (345 amino acids)
Molecular function (GO): aldehyde dehydrogenase (NAD+) activity
Source: RefSeq, a predicted model, not a curated record
AUGGGAAGCCAUAUGAUCAGGCAGCAGCAGAUGAAAUACCCCUGUUCAUUCGUCUUUUCCGGUAUUAUGCUGGCAGAUGAAAUACCCAUGUUCACAAUUCAGGCUGACGGUCCGCAUCAUGUCCAGACCCUGCAUGAACCCAUUGGUGUUGCAGGGCAAAUUAUACCAUGGAACUUCCCUCUUCUGAUGUAUGGUUGGAAGGUUGGGCCUGCAUUGGCUUGUGGUAACACUGUAGUACUUAAAACUGCUGAACAUACACCAUUAUCUGCCCUCUAUGUUUCAAAGCUUUUCCUUGAGGCAGGACUUCCUCCUGGUGUGCUAAAUAUUGUAUCUGGUUAUGGUCCCAGUGCUGGUGCUGCUCUUGCUAGCCAUAUGGAUGUGGAUAAGCUUGCUUUCACUGGGUCCACUGAGACUGGUAAAAUUGUACUUGGAUUAGCUGCACAAAGCAAUCUUAAACCAGUGACUUUAGAACUUGGUGGCAAAUCUCCUUUCAUUGUGUGUGAGGAUGCCAAUGUUGAUGAAGCUGUUGAUCUAGCACAUCUUGCUCUCUUCUACAAUCAGGGCCAAUGUUGUUGUGCUGGAUCACGUACAUGCGUACAUGAACGCGUUUAUGAUGAAUUUGUAGAGAAAGCAAAGGCUCGUGCUUUACACCGUGUGGUUGGUGAUCCUUUUAAGAAGGGUGUUGAACAAGGUCCUCAGGUUGAUUCUGAGCAGUUUGAGAAGAUCUUGAAGUUCAUAAGAUCUGGUGUUGACAGUGGUGCUACACUUGAAAUGGGAGGUGAAAGAUUUGGGUCAAAUGGAUAUUAUAUUCAGCCCACUGUUUUCUCAAACGUCCAGGAUGACAUGCUAAUAGAAAAAGAGGAGAUCUUUGGACCAGUACAGUCAAUUCUCAAAUUCAAGGACGUCAAUGAGGUGAUCCGGAGAUCGAAUGCAUCUCCAUAUGGACUAGCUGCUGGUGUUUUUACUCAAAAUCUCGACACUGCUAACACCUUAACCCGUGCAUUGGACUGGACUCGAGGUACUGAGAUAGGCGGAUGA